Molecule: messenger RNA, 1556 nt
Organism: Empidonax traillii (willow flycatcher)
Lineage: Eukaryota; Metazoa; Chordata; Aves; Passeriformes; Tyrannidae
Gene: SERPINI1
Product: serpin family I member 1
Exons: 9
Coding region: 98-1330 (410 amino acids)
Biological process (GO): negative regulation of endopeptidase activity
Molecular function (GO): serine-type endopeptidase inhibitor activity
Source: RefSeq, a predicted model, not a curated record
GCCGAGCCUGGCAGAGCCGCGGCGGAGCGCGGAGCGGCGGGCGCACCGCCGGGCAGCGGGCAGGGCGGUGGCAGUGCCGAUCUUAAAAUCUCAAGUCAUGUAUUUCCUCGGACUGUUGUCUUUGCUUGUGUUGCAAAGUGAAGCCUUCAAGACCAAUUUCCCCGAUGAAACCAUUGCUGAGCUCUCUGUGAACAUUUACAACCAGCUGAGAGCCACCAGGGAAGAUGAGAACAUCCUUUUCUCUCCUCUCAGCAUUGCCCUGGCCAUGGGAAUGGUGGAGCUGGGAGCCCAUGGAACCACUUUGAAAGAGAUUCGACAUUCCUUGGGGUUUGACAGCUUGAAAAAUGGUGAAGAAUUUACCUUCCUGAAGGACCUUUCUGACAUGGCAACCACCGAGGAAAGUCACUACGUGCUGGAUAUCGCCAACUCCCUGUACGUGCAGAACGGCUUCCACGUCAGCGACAAAUUCCUGCAGUUGGUCAAAAAAUACUUCAAGGCUCAAGUGGAGAAUGUGGAUUUCAGCCAAAGUGCAGCAGUUGCUGCCCAAAUCAACAAGUGGGUGGAGAAUCACACGAACAGUAUGAUCAAAGAUUUUGUGUCUUCAGGAGAUUUUGGUGCUCUCACUCAUUUGGCUCUCAUCAAUGCAAUCUACUUUAAGGGCAACUGGAAGUCACAGUUCAGACCUGAAAAUACAAGAACUUUUUCUUUCACUAAAGAUGAUGAAAGUGAAGUGCAAAUUCCAAUGAUGUACCAACAAGGAGAGUUUUACUACGGGGAGUUCAGUGAUGGCUCCAACGAAGCAGGUGGCAUCUACCAGGUUCUGGAGAUCCCCUAUGAGGGAGAUGAGAUCAGUAUGAUGAUCGUCCUGUCCAGGCAGGAGGUUCCCCUGGUCACCCUGGAACCACUGGUCAAAGCCUCCCUGAUUAACGAAUGGGCCAAUUCUGUAAAGAAGCAGAAAGUGGAAGUGUAUUUACCAAGGUUCACAGUGGAACAGGAGAUUGAUCUCAAAGAAGUGUGGAGAGGGCUGGGAAUUACAGAGCUGUUCAGCAGCAGUGCUGACCUCACUGCCAUGUCUGGUAACAAGGAACUUUACCUUGCAAAGGCAUUUCACAAGGCGUUUCUAGAAGUUAAUGAGGAAGGAUCAGAAGCUGCUGCUGCCUCAGGAAUGAUUGCCAUCAGCAGGAUGGCGGUGCUGUAUCCCCAGGUUAUAGUUGACCAUCCCUUUUUCUUUUUGGUCAGAAACAGAAGAACAGGUACCGUGUUAUUCAUGGGACGGGUGAUGCACCCCGAAGCAAUGAAUACAAGUGGCCAUGACUUUGAAAAGCUUUAACUGCCACCAGCUACCAAAAAAAAAGAGGAGAUAAGCACAUAAAGUUUGAAGUUAAUAUAUUUAAGGUUUGCUGUGUUUUCCCCCCCCCAAGAUAUUGUUUCAGACGCUUUCGGAUCUAACUGUGUGCAAGUCAGUUCCCAGAGGGAAGCUUACAGUAUUAAAGUAAUGGUUCUGUUUCUGUUGUUGUGAUUGCUGUGUCCUUAAAAUAAAGUUGUGUACAUGUCAA